Messenger RNA from Mucor mucedo, 1050 nucleotides. RefSeq lists its product as uncharacterized. The transcript has 6 exons. The coding region runs from base 183 to 881 and encodes 232 amino acids. The record is from RefSeq and is a predicted model, not a curated record. NCBI's taxonomy places the organism in Eukaryota, Fungi, Mucoromycota, Mucoromycetes, Mucorales, Mucoraceae.
CUCACGAACCGUGAAUAGCUGGGAUUGGACUGUAAAUAGGUGCAAUCAUACUGGUCUGCUGGUCUUCUGGCCAGAAUUCCUGUAAGUGGUACAAAAAAAAUACGUUUGAAAAAAAUACGGAGGUCUAGACAUUUCCAAAAAAUACAUACGUUACAACGUUCUUCUUUUUAAUUCUAAAAACCAUGACAAAGAAAUAUCAAAGUGAUGAUCUUGAUCGUGUUAUACGCGAGGAACAAAAUGAACUUUCUACUGCACUUAUUCGUGUCUCGUCUGCGUUGGCGAAAGAAAGGAUACAUGAGCAGUUAACAAGUAGUUCAAAAAGAAGAGCUUCUGCUUUAGAUGACGGAGAGAGGAUCGAAGACGACGGUUUAUAUAUUGGUUCUUGUGAAGAAUCUGUCGGAACCUUGAUCAAGAAAGCAGCCCUUAACUCAUACAAUGAUUAUCAUAACCUGGACUAUGACGAGAAAUCCAUUGUUGCUUUAGGUCUCAAUUCUAUCAUCGACUUGUCUCAUUUUUCUGCUCCUCAAAAACGCCUUUUUUCCGAUGGUGACUGGAAUGUCUUGCGCAGUAAAUAUACCACGCGCUUCUCUCCUGGGAUCGACUUGAACCACAAGUUAAAAUCAAAAAUUGCUGAGAUUGAAAUUGCCAGUAAACAAGAAAUUGAAAAAGGCAGAUUUCUCUCAAACCACAAAGAAUCAAAAGCGAAAAGUAAAGUUGAUUCCGAUAUCUUUAGCAUUUAUUCUCAAUACCUUGAAUUGAUGGAAUUUCAAUCCUACGUAUUCAGCAAAGAUAUCGACACCACUGAAACAGACGCUGUUGUAAAGAUUUGGUCUCCGAUGCUUGAAAGAUUAUUUAGAAGAACAGAAUUGAGAACAAAGUGAUAGCUCAGAUAAUCUAGGCUUCAAAGUCGAUUUAAGAGUGGUUAAGGAUACACUUUCGAGAAGAAAGAAGGAAGCCGAUAAGGCUAACUGUGAAAUUUCGAGAAUUGACCCUGGACUUGUAAAAAUUACAAGCGAUAGAACAAAGUUGUUAGUUGAGUCAAAAGCUGUA